ACCGAUAUUUUGAAUUUGUUCACUUCGUGCUACAUAGACAAAUUUAAUUUCCAACUCGGCUCAUAUAUUGUUAAAGAACGUGAUGUAUUUACAGUAAUUCAAGGGAAACUUGUUAAUAACAAAACAGCUGGAGCCCAUCAACCGACAAUAUUUAUCUCCAAUUGCAUAAAAUAUACUGUGUCGGAAUAGUGAUUGACAAAAGUACUUGAACUCACUGCAACCUGAUAGAGAAACUCUGUCUCGAUCAUGCUCAAAGGAAAUGGAAGCAAUUUCCCGUUGCAAUCUCUACCAGUUCAUCCGGACACUGAAUUACAGGCAAAAAUGUCGAAACACUUGAGAAUAGCCAAAACAAAUGCCCCAGAGUCGAAAGAUUAUGCCCAUCCGUUAAAGGAUAAGGAGAAUGCACACUAUGUCAGCAGCGAGUCGAGUAAGAAGACUGAUGCUGAGCCAUCCCAGCCCUGUCUUGAACACCAAAUGACUGAAAAAUCUCGGGGUGAGGCCCCACAGCGUGAAAAUAAAAAUCAUGCGCCGGAAAAAUCGACGGGUGAUGAAGGGAAAAAAUGGGUUCUCUCUGAUUUUGAAAUUGGCAAACCAUUGGGGAGAGGUAAAUUUGGGAAUGUGUACUUAUCGAGGGAGAAGAAGUCGAAAUUUAUUGUGGCUAUGAAAGUACUUUUCAAGAAUCAAAUUGAAGAGGCCAAUGUGCAGCAUCAAGUACGAAGGGAAAUUGAAAUUCAAACACACUUGAGGCACCCAAAUAUUUUACGAAUGUAUGGCUAUUUCCAUGACGCCAAACGUGUGUAUUUGAUCCUGGAGUAUGCGCCUAAAGGUGAGCUCUACAAGGCUUUGAAAUCUGCACCCAAUGGACGUUUCGACGAAUCUCGAACAUCAGCUUACAUGUAUCAACUGGCUGAUGCACUGAAGUAUUGUCACAGUAAGAAAGUCAUCCAUCGUGACAUCAAGCCAGAAAAUUUGUUACUGGGCUUACGAGGUGAGCUGAAAAUCGCAGAUUUCGGUUGGUCAGUUCAUGCCCCCUCAUCACGACGAGACACGCUCUGCGGUACCCUCGAUUAUUUACCCCCAGAAAUGGUCUCUGGACAAUCGCACGAUCACACUGUCGACUUAUGGGGUGUUGGUGUACUCUGCUAUGAAUGUUUAACCGGUAAACCUCCAUUCAUGGCAGAACGCUACGAUGAUACGUACAAGAGGAUCAUGAGAGCGCAAUACACAUUCCCCAGUUAUAUCAGUGCUGGUGCACGAGACCUAAUUUCAAAGUUGCUGGUCGUUAAGUCUGAAAAUCGUCUAUCCUUGGACGGUAUAUUGAGUCACUCUUGGGUUCUGGAGAAUCGACAGACUGGAAUAAAUUAACACUAAGCUUUAACGUUCAUUAGGGAAUCAACAUAGUUGUUACGUCAAAUAAGAAAAAUUAUUUUAGGGAGUGAAAUUGGAUAAUGGGUUGGCUAUCUAUACAUUUAUAUUUUAUAUGAUCAUGCUAGUUUUGUAAUUUUAUAUUGUGGGUGUUUAUGCGAUCAUGCGCCGAAAGAAUUCAAUUUCUGAACUGUACGAUGGAAAAUCUAUGAAGACAAUGAAACUCUCCCCUCAAAAUGAUGAUACUAACACGAAAAGUUGAAUUUGCAUUUCUGUGGUAUAAAUUUUUAAAUUUCUACACAAUUUUAUAACUUCAUAUUAAUAUGUAAUUCCAUCAGUCCAAUUAUAUAUCUUAAUAAAUAUCGAUAAAACGAA
Molecule: messenger RNA, 1740 nt
Organism: Diachasma alloeum
Lineage: Eukaryota; Metazoa; Arthropoda; Insecta; Hymenoptera; Braconidae
Product: serine/threonine-protein kinase Aurora-2
Exons: 5
Coding region: 247-1365 (372 amino acids)
Biological process (GO): regulation of cytokinesis; protein phosphorylation; mitotic spindle organization
Cellular component (GO): chromosome passenger complex; spindle midzone; spindle pole centrosome
Molecular function (GO): ATP binding; protein kinase activity
Source: RefSeq, a predicted model, not a curated record